This is a messenger RNA of Bipolaris sorokiniana ND90Pr, 1464 nucleotides long. RefSeq lists its product as uncharacterized. Lineage: Eukaryota; Fungi; Ascomycota; Dothideomycetes; Pleosporales; Pleosporaceae. The transcript has a single exon. The record is from RefSeq and is a predicted model, not a curated record. The coding region runs from base 17 to 1162 and encodes 381 amino acids.
CCCCGCUCUAUCAACCAUGGCGAUCGUCCUUUCCACCAUGAAGGUCAUCGCGGCCGUGUUUCUCAGCCUAGCAUUGUACAACUUUCUCGAGCUUAAUGUCUACAUUCUCACCCUGUUCAAACGGCGCAGCGGGCUGUAUUUCUGGAGUUUCACGGUUGCCACAUAUGGAAUCCUUUUCAACUCGGUUGGAUAUAUGCUCAUGCAUUUGGUCGACAUCAAGAUGAAGAACGUAUACGCUACAUUAAUCCUCAUAGGAUGGUGUUGUAUGAUCACUGGUCAGUCGGUGGUUCUGUAUUCGCGGCUGCACAUUGUUAUGCACAACCUCCGAUGGCUCAAGUACGUCCUAACUAUGAUCAUCGUCAACGCAAUCUGGCUACACAUUCCUGUUAUCGUAAUCGUCUAUGGUACAAACUCAGCCAACCCGAAGCCCUGGAUACCGGUGUAUAACGUAUACGAACGAAUCCAACUCAGUGUAUUCAUCGCCCAAGAACUCAUCAUUUCAGGCCUCUACCUCUUCGAAACUACCAAGCUCCUCCGCCUGGAGCGCACUAUUGGAAAUGUCGGUACCCGGAAGCUUCUGUACCAUCUCAUCUCAGUCAACGCUCUUGUUAUCCUCCUCGACUUCAGUAUUCUUGCCCUAGAAUUCGCCAAUCUCUUUGAGAUCCAAACGUCCUGGAAGCCGCUCGUAUACAGCGUCAAGCUCAAACUCGAAUUCAGCAUUCUCACUCGCCUCGUCAACUUGACGCGAAAGGCCAGGAGUGGAAACGGAGCCAGCUCCUACGGCAACAACGCAUAUGGUAACAACGCAUAUGCAAACCGCGGAGAAGAGGCUGGAGGUGUGCCACUGGGAACAGUGAGGGCAAAGAGCCACAUGCAACGGUCAAUGGUAGGGACUGGCAAGGACGAAACAGACGCCUGGGAGGUCCACGUUAGCACUGGCAAGGGCAACAACAAGGCCAUGCCAGCGCAGGUGGUCAAGACGACUGAAUUCACAGUGCACAGUCACAGCAGACAAGCGAGCACAGAAAGUCUGGUGGAGAGCGGGAAGAAGGGAUUUGUCCACACGACUUCCACAGAGUCGCACGAGAUUGAGAGGGAUAGCGCGUCGUCUGUCUUGUCAGAUCCGCAUUACAGGAGACAAAAUGAAGGUCAGCAAUGGUAACACCGCUGGAAGGAAGAUACCGAUCGAUACCAAUAUUUUCCUUGUUUUUCCUAACGAAAGCGUGUCUCUCUAUAUCCGUUAAUUCUACUUCUCCCUUUUCUACAUUCUUCCAAAGCACACAUUUUCUUCUCUUCGUUUUUUUCCUUCACCCUUAACUUUUGAGAGCGCAUGCACAUCUCACGCGCACGAAUAAUGACACAAUAUUAUUUUCUCAACCCUUAUAAUACGCGUUUCCCAUAGAUGACUUGUUCUCGCCUUUGAUACACAUACACGCACACAUAUGCACAAGUUUUGGUCCUGGG